Eruca vesicaria subsp. sativa (arugula) is the source of this 1230-nucleotide messenger RNA. The record is from the annotation of a GenBank genome assembly. NCBI's taxonomy places the organism in Eukaryota, Viridiplantae, Streptophyta, Magnoliopsida, Brassicales, Brassicaceae.
AUGUUUUCUACAGAAAACCCUAACCCAUGGGGUCAAUACGAUUCAUACAGAGACUGCUCACAAAGACUAUGCAGCGUCUACUGCCCUCAAUGGUGUUACAUCAUCUUCCCACCUCCUCCUCCUUCCUUCUUCCUCGACGACGAAGAUUCCUCCUCCUCCAACUUCUCCCCCCUCCUCAUCGCUCUCAUCGGAAUCCUCGCAAGCGCCUUCAUCCUCAUCACCUACUACACGCUAAUCUCCAAAUACUGCCACCGCCGAAGCGACUCCUCAUCCUCCUCCACAACCUCAGGAGCCAUCAUCUCUUCCUCCGUAACCGACACGUGGCGGGGAAGCAACGGGGAUGGACUCGACGAGACUCUGAUCAAAUCGAUUAAGGUUUACAAAUACAGAAAGGGAGAAGGAAUCGUGGAAUCUUCGGAUUGCUCAGUGUGCUUGAGCGAGUUUCGCGAGGAGGAGAGUCUGAGACUGUUGCCUAAAUGCAGCCACGCGUUUCACGCGCCUUGUAUUGAUACUUGGUUGAAGUCUCACUCUAACUGCCCUCUCUGUCGCGCCGGGAUCAGCGUAACCGUCGUCACUAACGCCGUUGAAUCCGAUCAAACGAUCGUUACAGAGUCCGCAGGGAUUGACUCGGUUUCGAUCGUCGUUAACUUAGAUCUUGAAACCGGAUCUCGGAGUGAUACGGUUGUUGGUGACGUGGACGGCGGAACGACGGCGAAACCGUCGGAAGUUCGGGGGGCUAGAGGAGGAGAGUAUCAAGUGAAUCGGAACUCAGGUGACGUGGUAUUGGUAGCGGAUAUACUUCGGGAGAUUGAAGAGGAUGAAGAAUCGGCGGGUGUAGGGACUUCUCGGCGUGUAGAAGAUGAGGGAGGAGGAGAGAAGACGACUACGUCGUCAGAUUCGGCGGCGAAUUAAGCUGGUGGAGGAGUUUCGAGUUUUCUGGGUCGGAGUUACGGCAGAGGAAAGAAUUACCGUUUACCGAACUGAAAGUAAAUAUGAUUUAAGAUUAGGAAAUUUGAAUUUGGAUUUAAAAAAGUCAAAAUGCGAAUUGGCUUUUGGUUAGUUUAGACAAUUUAUACGGUUGAUUAUUUCAUACCGGUAAAAACAUUUUACCUUUUUAUGUAAAACAAUUAAUGGGCUUUCGUUAUAGUAUUUAGGCCACUUUAGUAACUUGAGGCAUUCGUGCUGCAAAACGCUUAAUGGGCCUAAUAAUAACCUAACUCGGUAAGCAAA